Messenger RNA from Mytilus trossulus (common blue mussel), 8217 nucleotides. RefSeq lists its product as uncharacterized. The coding region runs from base 496 to 5136 and encodes 1546 amino acids. Lineage: Eukaryota; Metazoa; Mollusca; Bivalvia; Mytilida; Mytilidae. The transcript is spliced from 35 exons. Gene Ontology annotation, biological process: protein phosphorylation. Gene Ontology annotation, molecular function: protein kinase activity; protein binding; ATP binding. The record is from RefSeq and is a predicted model, not a curated record.
UGUCCGGAACCGGUUUCGUGUAUUACAAUUUGACAGAGUUGUCUCCCCAUUUGUUUUCCUUGGAAUUUCCAAAAGUUCAAAUUAAAGAAUGAAUAUUAUACACAGAUAUAUGAGAUUUAGCCUGGACAAGUUUGGAGGAUUAUUGAUUCUAAUUACAUGAGUACAUCCACUGGCUUAAAUCAUAAACAUGAUGAGUAAAGUUUAAACAGAUGAAGAUACAUGUUACUUUUGUAUAUGACAUUCAGUACUAAAAGGGGAAGUCACUGUGAUUAAAAGUUAACAAAUUUGAGAUUACAAAAUUCGAUCAAUUUUAUGUAAUUCAAGGGACUUCUGGGACGAUUCAAGUAAAUUACAUGUUUUAACACUAUAUUAUAACAUAACGAAAUUUUCUUGAGACUCAUUUGAUCAUUUAACCACACAUUUUUGGAACUUUAAGAGAAAACAUCGGAAAAUGGAGGAAAUGAUAAACUGUAGUUGUGAAUUGCCUUAGUAAUCAUGGACAUUGGAUCUAACGAGUCAUGGAAUACAAGUAAGGAUGAUUUUCAGUUAGUCAGUGGUACCUCACCUACCAGGACAGCUAGUUCUAUACAUGAUAAUGGUUGUAAAUCUUUACAUAAUAUCAAGGCAGCUGUAAAAACUUGUGAAGAUGUAACCUCCAGACAACGCCUACCUCCCCUGGACUACAAUGGAACUAAAAUUCUUCCUCAGGAACCAACUACAGUCCCACUGCCAGUUAUCCCUGCCCAGGAACCAACUGUUAGAUACCAGGAGGAACCUAUUUUGAUAGAGACAGAUGGAGGUGCACAUGUGGGUAGUGGUGUCACACCCGGUACCCCUCUGCGACUGCUCAUUGUCUCCAGUAAAAUCAGGAACAGCAAUGCAUUUAGAACAGCUAUCCUGCCUAAUGUUGUGUUUGUACAGUAUAAAUAUGAGUCUGCUUCCUUGGACUCACUGCAAAAUUUAAUUAUCAACACAUUAAAAGUGAGAAAAGUAGAAAGUAUCGCCAUGGUGAUGAGUUGUGUUGGGUCGUCAAUACAGAUUACAGGGAAGGAUGAAACAAUAUUGAAUAAAGAUACAUUUAAUGAGACACAAAUUCAAGAUUUCUUCACCAAACUGAAGGAGAGUUAUGUAGAGGGAGAUAAUUCAAAAUUGGAUUUCCUAGCCUGCCAUGCCAUGAGUUACAUCUACACAGACAGUAUGAUAUUAGUCAAAGAACUGGAGAAAUUGAUGCAGAUUCCUGUUGGAAUGUACAGAGAUAUUUUGGGGACAGAUACAGGACAAAAGGAUGGAAGUACUAAAAACUUAAGUGCCAGUGUUGGAGAACUGUACUUCAAGCUUGAUAGACUAAAGGGCUGGACCAGACAACAACAGUCUAUGGCAGGCUUUGAGAAAAUACAAACAGUUGGCAAAGGGGCUUAUGGGGCAGCAGUAUUAUACAGGAAGAAAGAUGACGACUCUCUGGUUAUACUGAAGGAGAUAAACAUGCAUGAUUUAAAUGCUGCGGAGAGACAACUGGCUCUGAAUGAGGUCAGCAUUUUAGCCAUGUUAAUGCACCCCAACAUAGUAAGUUAUUAUGACAGUUUUGAAGAAGAUGGUGUAUUAAUGAUUGAAAUAGAAUAUGCAGACGGAGGAACUUUGUCCCAGUUUCUGUCACAGAGAGAUAAACCUUUAGAAGAGAGGGAGAUUUUAGUCAUGUUCCAACAGAUUGUCUCAGCCAUUAAACAUAUACAUGAACAAAAUAUACUACACAGAGACUUAAAAACAGCCAACAUAUUUCUCACCAAAGAAGGGAUAAUAAAGAUUGGUGAUUUUGGUAUAUCUAAAAUGAUGAGUUCUGCUAACAAGGGAGCUAAUACUGUACUUGGAACACCUUACUAUAUUAGUCCUGAAAUGUGUGAAGGGAAGCAGUAUUAUGACAAGUCAGAUAUUUGGGCACUUGGUUGUAUACUUUAUGAGAUGGCUUGUCUACAGAAAACAUUUGAAGGAUCCAAUCUGCCUGCCUUAGUCAACAAAAUCAUGAAGGGCCAGUUUGCACCAGUGAAGGGGAACUAUAGCCAAGAAUUAAAGGACCUGAUAAUGGAUAUGUUAAAACAAGACACUGAUCUGAGACCUUCAGCCUGUGAGAUAUUAAAUAUCAGGAUUCCUGAGUUGAUGCAGAAAUAUGAAGAAUCUCAAACAGAUGAAGAUUCUUCUCACCAAAACAGUUUGAGUGAAAGUCGGUCCAAGAAGAAAACAAGUGCCUUGGAUACUAGGUCAGUGUUGUAUUAUUUUGAAUGCUGUACAGCCUCCAUUACUCCUGUUGACUUACCUUCAAAAAUCAAAAUAAUACAUGCAGCAACUGGAGAAGAUCAUGUGAUUGUUAUUUCCACUGAAAAAAGAGUUUUCUCCUGGGGCAAAGGUCGUAGAGGUCAGCUAGGUCAUGAUGAUACAGAAGAUAGGGAGAAGCCUGCUCUAAUUGAAGGUCUUACAGGCAAAUCAAUAUCAAGAGCUUACUGUGGAGAUGGGUUCAGUGUUUUUGCCAGUGACAAUGGUAUAGUGUUGACUUGUGGUGAUGGUAGCUCUGGAUGUCUGGGACAUGGCGACUGGAAAAAUACAAACAGACCAAGACUUAUAGAGACAUUGCUCAGUAUUGAUGUGAUUGCUGUAGCCUGUGGGAGGAAGCAUGUUGUAGUAGUUGGCAGUGAGGGAGAGGUGUUCUCCUGGGGCUGUGGUGCUGAUGGACGUCUGGGUCUAGGGAAUGAUGAUGACCAGUGUAUACCGACUCAGAUCUUGUUAGAUGAUAAAGUUUUGAUAAGAGAUGUAAGAUGUGGUGUGGAUGGGACCAUGUUCAUCACAGAUGUGGGCAGUGUCUUUGCUUGUGGGAACAACCUGGACAACAAACUGGGCCUCAACAACAGAUUUGGCUUCAUCAUGGCCAUGAAAAAUAUCUUCACUAAGACAGAAGUUGAAGGUCAAAAGGUCCCCACACCAGUCAAGGCCAUCAAAGGUGUACUGGAUAUCUCCAUGGGAUCGACCCAUACAGCUGUAAUGGUGAAGCCAGGUCAAAUAUAUACCUUUGGUAGGAACACAGAAGGUCAGCUUGGAGCUAGUAAUGUAAAACAAAUCAGUGGUUAUGUAGAGGUCAAGGCCAUGAAGGAUAAAACUGUCAAUAGAGUGCAGUGUGGACAUCAUUAUACUGUUGCCAGUACAGAAGAUAAUGAACUUUAUUACUGGGGACUAAGAUUUAAAAAUCCUACCUCAUUUUAUUUAGAGGAUAAUGACAGCCAUUCAAGUACAAACGGAAGUAUUAUAAAUACAGGGGAUUGUAGAUUAGAGAGUAUUACUCCACGUAAGGCUGCCGGAGGUCACUCUCGACAAAACAGCUCAUCGAGUGUUAAUGAAAUAAUAGCUAGUGACAAGGGAAGUAAAUCUUUGCAUACUCGUCAACUCAGCCAUGGAAGUGGUAUGGAUAGUUUCCUUCAAAAGGACAAAGAAACCAUGUUGAGGCGUGAUUCUGGAAAUCAUUCCAGGCAUGCUAGUUCUACCGAUUUACGGAGAGAGACUGGUUCAUUACCUAAAUUACAAUCUAGUCCUAGUGUAGGUGAAAACAGUGCAACUAAGAGAGAUUCAGGAAAUAGUUCUCGUCAUGCUAGCUCAGUGGACUUACGAAAGGACUAUGGUUCUCAGUCUAAACUGGCAACCAGUUAUAACAAAACACAUUCCAGACAAACAAGUUUAACAAGUGUUUCUAGUAUAGUUAGCAACAAAGAUCCUCUUAAUAACAGUAAAGAAGAAGGUGUAGAAAGUGGGGGAGGAGUCAAACAAAGCCCCUCCCAUCAAAGACAGACAAGUGUAGAUAGUGCAUUAUCAGCCAGUCUGACUGACAGUGGAUUUCCUUCUCAGAGCAAUGAAACAAAACCUGGAUUCAGACCUUUAAGUAGUUCUAGAAGGAGGACAGCGAGUGCUAGUAGUAAAGACAAUAAAGACAAGGAAGACACACUGACAGAUGACGCUGAAAUUAUCUACCCGCCAAAACAUUUGCUCAAAAUAAUGAAGAAUAGUGCUGAACAGCUGACAAUCAGUAGUUUUUACUGUCAUGGGGAGAAUCUAUUUAUACAGAUGGAAACAACAGCGCCACCUCCAAAACGUAAAAGUAGAAAGAAAAGAGGAAUAAGAAAACGUUACAGUGGAAACACAUUAAAUGUGCCACAGGAAACCAAGGCCCUGUACUCUCUUUCUAGUCAUGAAGGUGGUGAUGAAUAUUCAUCAGAAGCAUCAGAAAUGGAUACACAUGGACCUGUACCCAAUUGGAUCAAGCAGGAGUUAGCUCUGUCUGAAGAUGAAUUAAAUGAUGGUAAUGAACCAGAUGAUACCAGUGACCAUUCUGAUGAUGAAAUUAGAAGUGGACUUGUUGAUGCCUCUAUGUCCAGUAUACAGAUAAAUAAAGAAUUAACAAAUAGAAAGAAUUGUGAUGAUUCGUCUAAUCCUGAAGGGAAACUGUCCAAAGAUUUCAGCAACUCAGCAAAGUUUACAGUUCAGGCCUUUGGAAAGGUUGAGGUCCACCAGGUUAAAAGCCUGUCAUACAACAGUACAGAGAGUGAGUUAGAUCUACAAUCUGACGGAAGUUCUAAGGAUAAUAAUGAAUCUAAACAAACUAAAGACAACAACAGACUGAAAAUUGAUGUGGCUAGGGUAAGAAAGGUAUCCCCACAGACCAUCAGGAACAGAUUACCACCAGGACCAUCAGGGGCCAAUAGAAAUAAGGUCCAAUCUAGAGAUAGAGGCCAAGGGCAAGAUUGGAAGGAACAGCUAGCAGCCAGGGGAUUCGUAUCUGAUGUCACGGUGAAAAGGAAACAAGAGGCUCUGAAGAAUGAAUUGGAACUAACAAGAGGAGAGAAAAGAAGAGCACAAGAAAAGAUAAAAAUCUUAGAAGAGGAACAUAAGUUUCAGACAGAACUAUUAAAGAGAGAGGUAGAAAAGAAGGCAAAGGAGAGAGAAGCAGCAUUAGAGGGAGAAAUAUCUGACCUACGGAAACAGAUAACCGACCAGAAAUCACAAAUGCAAGAUCAUCAGAAAGCUGUCAUGGCACUUCAGAAUGAUUUGAAGAAAGUGAAAGAGAGGUCUGAUAGAGAUAGCAAAGUCUGUAAUCUGCAGUGAACCAAGUUCAAAUCCUUCAGACUAACACUUCAAUUUACAGGAUACCAAUUUUCUUUUAAUUUGUGUAUGAACUAGUACCACAAAUUUAUAUGUUUAAAUAAUAACAACUGUUCUAUGGGCUUGUAUGCACAUCUUCUUUUUUAUAUUAGUCAAAACCAUGAUUUUUUUCAAUAUCCAAGAAAAAUUGAUACCCACAAAAACAUAAUUUAAAUGAAUUCUCAGUAGUUUGUUGAAGAAGUCAUAAUCUGAGACAUUCAGUAGUGUCCUACUCUUUUCUUAGACAGCUAAAAUAUAUUUUUUUUAUUACCAGAUUUAUGGAAGGCUGUGCUUUUAAUUGAAUCUUAAAAAAACUAUUCAUCGAUUCUCAAUAAUAAUGUGAGCAACCUUGUCAUAUACUUCAGUUUAAAGGAGUAUGUUCGGUAAGGUCCUAAAAUGGCCCCUUGUUUUAUCGUAAAUUUUAAUUUAGGAUUUAUUGACCAAUAUCACAAGAAAGUAUAGCUAAUACAAUGAUUAGAUAGGAAACAAGUCAUUGUGUUGAAAAUUUACAGUCCUGCGUUAUAUGAUGACAUCACAAGUUAUACUCAUAUUGAUUUUCCACCAAAAAAUCAAUAAAAAUGGCUAAAUUUCCAUAGAUUAUUUGACAGGAAACAUAGAGCGUAUAUGUCGACAACAAAGAUCUUUUAAAAUAAUGUUUGUGAAGAUAUUUCACAUGUCUUAUUUGAAUAUUUAGUUUGUCAAUGCUUGGGCUCUAUGUUUCCUGGUCCUAAAUAUGGUUGAAAUUCAUGCGAUUUUGUAAAAUUUUACCAAAAUCUCACAUUUUAACCUUUUUGAGAUGUAAAAAUCAACGUGUUAGAAUUAAACUUUGACAAAAAUAGUUCUAAUUUAACUUUUUUACUGGCUUAAAGUCAUCUUGAAACUUUUUUUUUGUCUUGUAAAAUUGAACCAUUCAUUACAUAGUAACUGCUGCCCUACGUAGACUGAUGGGUAUUGUAAAUCUAUUUACAUUUAAAUUGUGACCAACCUUCUUGGAUUGAGCAAAAAAUAUGUUUCUUGUGAUAUGUGAAUUUUUGGUUUUAUGUAUUAAUCAUGCAAUCAAGUCUAUAUGAAAUUUAAAAUUUAUUUAGGAUUUUUACCCAAAAUUUGGUCGAGCUUACCCCUAGAAAAUCAUAACCCUGACCAAUAUUAUGUUAUUUGUUGCUUUUACAUCAGUAUGUUUUUCUAUGUUAUCUUAUUUUGAGUCUGAACACCUUUUAAAUGGACAUAUUUACAGUUGUAUGCAAAUUGAUUGUUCUUACUUGGUACAAGCUCAGGCAAAAUUUUUCAUGAGAAAAAAACCAUGUGACAUCAUAAUUCUACUUCAUAAUCUUAAGUCUAGAUAGUGUUGAUUGUUGACUUUAGAAGGUUAUUUUUAGCCAGAUCUAGGGUAACAUAGAGCAAGUUCAGCUGAAUAUCUGAAGUGUAAAUACAUGUACUUUUGCAAAGUAUUUAAAUAUACAAUGACAGGGAAAGGGUUCCAAGGCCCCCUCUUUAUGGAGGAUCAAUGCAUUUAAAUGGGGACAUAUAGUUGGAAACCCCCACCCACUCACUCUUGCCUUUAUCCUGGGUUUGACUAACCCCUUUUCAAAUUGGCUUGUUUCGCCCCUAAGUGAAUAGAUCUAACUUUGAAGUUUAGAAGAUUUGAAGCACGUCAGUGCACAUGUAGUUAAAGAUGCUAUAGCAGAUUAUUAUACAAGUAGAAAUGUCAUAGCCAUAUUGUAAAUAAACUGCUAAUUUAUAUAAAUAAAACAUUGUUAGUUUUAAAGUUUCUAAAAGGUCUGGUGGAUUUGAUCUGUUUUAAUAAGUCAGGGCCCAAUAUACACCAAUCUUGAGGUAUUUUUUAUGCCCCACCUACGAUAGUGGUCUGUGCGUCCGUUCGUCCGUCUGUUCUUUCUUCCGUCCGUUCGUUCGUUCAUCCGUCUGUUCGUUCAUACGUCCGUCUGUCCCGCUUCAGGUUAAAGUUUUUGGUCAAGGUAGUUUUUGAUGAAGUUGAAGUCCAACCAAUUUUAAACUUAGUACACAUGUUUCCUAUGAUAUGAUCUUUCUAAUUUUAAUGCCAAAUUAGAGUUUUUAUCCCAAUGUCACGGUCCACUGAACAUAGAAAAUGAUAGUGCGAGUGGAGCAUUCGUGUAUUGAGGACACAUUCUUGUUUUGUGAAUGAGUUGUACUGGUUGACCCGUGAUCAAUCAGUGUAAAUAACAUCAUAGAACAACUGAUUCUUAUUACUUCUUACUGUGACGUAAUAAAAUCGUCUAUGCUUUUAGUAUUUUAUACAGGUUUUCGUAAUACUGUCAACUUGGAAAAUUUUCAUAUAUUUUUUUGGCAAUUUUUGAAAAAAGGUGCAAAAUUAAUUAUCACCAUUUUGCACAAAUGCUCCAUACAAACAAUGUUUUAAAACUUUAUAACGCAACUUAUUAUUUUAAUUCUCAAAAACAUCCAACAGCAAUUAACUGAAUAAUAAAACCAUGGCAAAAAGGAGUAGGUUCAGUAAGACCCCUUUUUGGCCCAAAAUAUAGCAGUUUUACAAAAUUAUGAAAAUGUAAGCGUUUAAGCUAUUUAUUGAAAAGUAGAAUGAUUCUGCUACAUAGAAAUGGGCUGUUUUUGACAAUACAAUGCACAUAUUUCGGGUACUAGCACCAUUAAGUCAUGCUAAAUUACUGAAAUCUUCACUAUUUUAGCAUUUUAGUUAACUUUUAGACAGUGUCCGUCUUAAAUGAAAGUGACCACAUUUGUGUUCAUUCAUAAUAUUGAAAUAUAAGUUGUAUUUGAUGAUAAUACAUAAUAUAUAUAAAGGUUGAGGAUGACCACGGAUGCGGUCACUUUCAUUUUUGACAAAAAACAUCUGAAAAGUGACGAUUUUUGGCGUAUUUGAUAGAUUUUUCAUAUUUAAGCUUGAAUCAGAGCGUUUUUAUUGACUUAAUCAGUUCAAAUCUUUCACAGAGACUAAUUGAAUCAAUUGAAAUAGACACUUAAGUGUUAAAAAAGUGUCUAAAUAUUUCGUAAGUUGAACUUGAAAAUUGAGGCCAAAAUUACCGGACCUACUUC